AGCAACCGGCCGGCUAACGUCAGCUUGUGAACUAACGCUAGCUUGGUCGCUGUACCUGAGUUCAAGCUAAAAAAACGAAGCAUAUAACCGAUAUGGCGAACUUUUAUAUGUAAUCUAACUGCACAGUGAGAUGUCAGAAAUCAUUUGAGUUACAUACCAAUACCCACCGUACCUCCGCUAUUUAACGUUAGCUAUCUUUUUCGCCGGGCGUUGGCACCAGCAAACAGCAACUUGGUCCAGUCAGGGAGAAGCUGAGCGUCCAAGUCCCGACUUCCACUACGACUGUCAAGCAAGGCAAACUAAUACCGGAUAUCACCACCAAGUACAACAUUUACUAGUUUUCUCUGGUAAUGGUUCUGUCUUGACACGACUUCAUGCGAGGUGGUUCAUGCAGCAGAAGUGGUGACGUAACCUGCUAAAUCCCACACACCUUGCAUCCUCACCUGAGUCUGAGAUCUUCUAUACCUCUUCCACAGUAUAACAGUUGCCCUGUCUUUGUUAGGUCUGAGCAAACUGGCUGUGUAUAAAAGCACCUGAUAGAUGACCUCCUUGUACAAGGUAGUCAUGGGCAAAGUACUGUUUGUGACGGCUCUGGCCCUGCUGCUGCAUGCGCAGCUUGGCUCAUCCUUCAUACUGUCAUGCUACUUCACAAACUGGGCACAGUACAGACCACCUCCAACCAUUUUUAUGCCCAAUGACAUCGACCCAUGCCUGUGUACCCAUCUUCUGUAUGCCUUUGCCACCAUAAAGAACAACCAACUGGCCACCUAUGAGUGGAAUGAUGUGGAGCUUUACAGUCAGUUUAAUGCCCUUAAGAACAAGAAUGGCAACCUGAAGACUCUUCUGUCUGUUGGAGGAUGGAACUUUGGCUCUACAGGGUUUUCACAAAUGGUGCUGAGUGCUGCCAACCGUCAGACCUUCAUCAACUCAGUCAUUUCAUUCCUGAGGAAGUAUGAGUUUGAUGGACUUGACAUUGACUGGGAGUAUCCAGCCAACAGAGGAGGCUCUCCUGAGGAUAAGCAAUACUUCUCUGUUUUCCUGGAGGAGAUGAGAGCUGCAUUUGAGAAUGAGGCCAAGCAAAGCAACAAGGCUCGUCUUCUGAUGUCUGCUGCUGUGGCGGCUGGAAAGAGCAACAUUGAUUCAGCUUAUCAGGUUCCCAAGCUUGGCCAGGCCCUGGAUAUGAUCAAUGUCAUGACGUAUGACUUCCAUGGCUCUUGGGACCCAAUGACUGGUGAGUGCAGUCCCCUGUUCAGAGGCCCAGAGGACCAGGGUGGCUACAUCUAUUUCAAUGUGGACUAUGCCAUGAGCUACUGGAAGAGCCUGGGAGCCCCAGCUGAGAAGCUGCUUGUUGGUUUCCCAACGUAUGGUAACACAUUCACUCUUAGGAACCCUGCUGACCAUGGUGUUGGAGCACCUAUUGCUGGUGCUGGAACACCAGGAAAGUACACACAAGAGGCUGGGGAACUUGCUUACUUUGAGAUCUGCGGCUUUUUGAAAGAUGGAGCAACUGAGGUUUGGAACCAGGCCCAGGAUGUGCCGUAUGCUUACAAAGGAAACCAGUGGGUGGGGUAUGACAACAUCAAGAGCUUCCAGAUCAAGGCUGACUGGCUGACAAAGAGUAACUAUGGAGGUGCCAUGGUGUGGACCCUUGACAUGGAUGACUACUUGGGCACUUUCUGUAACCAGGGAAAAUACCCACUGAUUAAUGUUCUCAAAAAGGGCCUUAAUCUGGAACAAGCAUCCUGUGCCCCGCCUGCCACUCCACUUCCUCCAAUCGCAGGAGUGAGUGCGACUACUGGAGGCAGCUCUGGAGGCAGCUCCAGUGGAGGCAGCUCCUCAGGUGGGGACUCGGGCACCAGCGGCAUGGACAGCGGGUUCUGUGCUGGAAAGGCCAGUGGCAUGUACCCCGACCCAACAAACAAGAACCAAUUUUACAACUGCAACAAAGGCAAGACCUACUUUGAGAACUGUGCUGCUGGUCUGGUCUUUGACAGUUCCUGCUCUUGUUGCAACUGGUCCUAAAGCUCAAGUUUUAGAUUGACUGGUUAACUGUAGGCUGAAUGACUCUGUUUUACAAUUGUUCUUAGUUCUCAGGAGCCAUCUUCUCUGAGUAAAAAGUCCUUCUUUCCACAUUGGAUGUAUAACAAUGUAAAACUAAUGCUGUUCUCUAGAGUAAUUUUCAAAGCAAAGAAAAUAAACAUUUGAAUUGUU
Molecule: messenger RNA, 2211 nt
Organism: Micropterus dolomieu (smallmouth bass)
Lineage: Eukaryota; Metazoa; Chordata; Actinopteri; Centrarchiformes; Centrarchidae
Product: acidic mammalian chitinase-like
Exons: 13
Coding region: 541-2022 (493 amino acids)
Biological process (GO): chitin catabolic process; carbohydrate metabolic process
Cellular component (GO): extracellular region
Molecular function (GO): chitinase activity; chitin binding
Source: RefSeq, a predicted model, not a curated record